This is a messenger RNA of Dentiscutata erythropus, 969 nucleotides long. NCBI's taxonomy places the organism in Eukaryota, Fungi, Glomeromycota, Glomeromycetes, Diversisporales, Gigasporaceae. The record is from the annotation of a GenBank genome assembly.
AUGGCAUUAGUUAGUGAUAAUAGAGGGACUUCAAUGGAAUUUUCAAGUGAAAAAGUUUAUUGCGAAGACUGUGAUAAAUCAAGAUCGAAUGGAGACAAUAUCAUUGAAAAUCAAGAAUCUUUUGAUUACAGGAAAUGUUCAAAAGAAACACUUGUAAAAUUACCAUUCCCACCAGGAUUAAAUCCUAAAGAUUUAGUCAAUGAUCUAUUAAAUAGUAAAGCCAAGUCACCGAAGAUGUUGAAUGAGUUCUUCAUUUACCGGAAGGUAUUUGUUCAAGAACUUCGAAAGCAAAAUCUUAAAUUGAAGAUGACUAAGGCGUCAAAAUUAGCAAGUAGUUCCUGGUACCAAGAGCCUUCAAAAGUGAAGAAUGAAUAUAGAAGAAUUGCACGAGAGGUUGAAAAAGAAUAUAAUUUUGCUCGGAGUGAAAAAUUACGAACUCAAAAAGCAAAUGAUCAACAUAAACAUUUCACAGCCCCUGUCAACUCUUCUACCCAUGUUAAUUUUGAUGUCACCAGUAAUGACGAUAAAAUUGAACCUUUUACACCAAUCGUAGUAAAACCGUGUACACCAUUAGUACCAUCCACACCAGCCAUACCAACCAUAAACACGAACGCAUGGUUGCACAACGUACAGCCAAUUUUAACGUUCAACCCGUAUACCCCAAAUGUGUUUAUGCCAGGUCACUAUACCCCAAAUGUGUUUAUGCCAGGUCACGACGGUAAUAUGUAUCUUCCGGACAUUUCAUUCCAAUUUCAAGCAAAUAAUUUAAAAUCGUAUGGAAAUAAUUUACAGGAUAAUAACGUUAAUUCAAAUGUUACAAAUUUCACAAAUUUCACACCACAAACAUUUUCGAUUGAGGAACCUUUUGCAAAUUAUUUCGAUCCCAUUUAUUUCGAUCCCAUUUAUUACUCAGCGGAGUAUGAAAUGGUUUCGAAUGAAGCAUCGUUUAUUUAUUCUACACAAUAUUAA